AUGGACCUGAAUGUACGCCGGCGGGAGGACCGAUUGCGCACGAAGAGUCUGGGCGGAGGGAUGGCUACUGGUAACGGCUGGACACGACGGGGUGCUGUACUCCGACGUGUGAAGCUUGAAGAAAAUCAGAACUCCAUGCCCACAGUUGAGCAAAGCUACGCGAGAGAAAACGGUGGGACUCAAGGGUGCUGUUCAGUUUUUUCGGCUGAAUUUUUGGGAAGAUUUUGCACGCUAGAAUUUUGGGAAGCUUUUCGGGAAGAAAUCGGCUUUCUCUCUUCUGAUGGUAGCAGCGGCUCAGUCUCCUUCCAUAGCUCCGGUGCCGUCAUCAGUGGUCAGAUCACCGUCUACGUCGCCAGUGCCGCCGAGGGGCGCUCGGUCCCCGGCUCCGACGUCAACCGCUACGCCGCUUUCGGCACCGGCAACUCCCUCUCCCACGCCGGCGGACGCGCUUUCGCCGCAGUCUCCUCCGCCGGCGGCAUCUUCCCCGUCCCCGUCCGUCGCCUCGCCACCGUCGGACAUCGCACCAGCUCCCCGCCCCAACGGCGGCGUCGUAAACAGGGUGGGGCUCGCGGCCAUCGCCGCCGGAUUUCUGGCGGUCUCUAUGGUUGCGUAAAUAGUUGGGGAGUGGUGGCCGCCGGCGUACCUUUUAGUCUAGAUCGACUUUUCGCCUUUGUUUAUUUGUUGUUACAAGCAUCAUUGGAAGAGUUAGUGCUGAGAAUUACUCACAAGAGGGGAGGUGAUGGGGACAAUGAGGCCAAUCCUGGUGUCAAAACUCAAAGAAAACUUAGUCUGGUAGAUUCAACCUCUCCUAAAAAGGACUUCAUACAUUCUAGUAAACUAAGUACCAGUCAGGGAUUGCAUGAGGAUGAACAGGGAUACGACAGCCUCUCAAAUCCCAAGGAAGCUCCAAUCAUAGAAGUAAAGAUGGAGGCUGAGACAGAAAUGGCUCGAGACCAUAACUCAGGCCAGAUAAAGGAAGUACAAAAAACCUAG
Striga asiatica is the source of this 993-nucleotide messenger RNA. The record is from the annotation of a GenBank genome assembly. NCBI's taxonomy places the organism in Eukaryota, Viridiplantae, Streptophyta, Magnoliopsida, Lamiales, Orobanchaceae.